Messenger RNA from Mycena citricolor, 2115 nucleotides. NCBI's taxonomy places the organism in Eukaryota, Fungi, Basidiomycota, Agaricomycetes, Agaricales, Mycenaceae. The record is from the annotation of a GenBank genome assembly.
AUGACGUUGCGCGAACUAACUCAAAAUGUCCGAGUCGGGCGGUGCUGGGUCGCGUUACCAACAGCCGUGUUGACGGUUGCGGGGAUGUGCACGAUGGUCGCAGUCUUGGUGUCGGGGAUGUCCAUACACAUGCAGUUGCGAAACUAUCGCAAGCCUGCACUUCAACGGAUGGUGGUCCGUAUCAUGGUUAUGGUACCUCUAUACGGGAUAGCCUCUCUAAUAUCGCUCUUUUCCUUGCAAGCCGCCUUCUUUAUCGACGCGAUUCGAGACGUUUAUGAGGCCUUCGUCAUCUACUGUUUCUUCGUUCUCCUGUUGUCCUAUCUCGGGGGUGAACGCUCUCUCCUCAUCAUGAUGCACGGAAGACCACCCAAGGAUCCUGUUUUUCCCGUCAGUCUUUGGAAGCGGGAGAUCGAUGUCAGCGACCCGUACAUGUUUCUAUUCCUCAAACGGGGGAUUUUGCAAUAUGUUCAAAUCAAACCCAUACUUGCCAUCGUCACUAUGAUCCUCAAGGCGACCGGCAAGUACAACGAAGGCAACCUGCGCUGGGACUCUGGCUUCCUCUACAUUAGUGUAAUAUAUAAUACCAGCAUCUGCCUCAGCCUGUACUGUCUGGCUGUCUUCUGGAUGUGUACAAACGAGGACUUGCUGCCCUUCCGGCCUAUGCCCAAAUUCCUUUGUGUUAAGGGAAUCUUGUUCUUUUCCUUCUGGCAGGCGCUGUUUAUCUCGAUCCUUGUUUCUGCUGGCGCCAUCAAACACCUCGGUCCGUAUACCCGAGACGAGGACGAGGACACCAUUGCGCUGGCCCUGACUGACCUCUUGAUCUGCAUCGAAAUGCCCCUUUUCGCCAUCGCCCAUGCAUAUGCGUUUUCUCACACGGAUUUCAUUGACCGAGAUGCAACAUUUGUCGCCCGGAUGCCAAUGUUAUAUGCGAUGCGAGAUUCGUGUGGGAUGCUCGACGUCGUUGCCGACAGCAAAGCCACGCUACGGGGCGAAGGGAUGGAUUACCGGGCUUUUGAGCCUAGCGAGGGUUAUAUGCACCAGGGCGAAGGGAGGGACCGGAGAAUUCGGGCCGGCCUCCGUUACGCAGAUGGGGGGAGGCGCAAGUAUUGGCUGCCACAACCUGCCGAGAAUACCCAAGUCGGAGGGGGAGGUGUGCGUCGUAUCGUGGACGGUCUGAUUGGCCAAAGGGACAGUCUGGAUGAUGUGCAUGCACCAUUGAUGGCACAGCAGGAGGAACGCGUGGUCACUCUCGCUCCCGAUUUGGUUCAACAUGACAGUGAAGACAACAUCUGGACCAGUAGUGACGACGGUGACGGGUAUUCGCUGCCAUUUGGAGACGCAGAUGCACUCGGGGACGAAGAACUGUUCCGAGUCAGUCGCAGCUUCGUCUUCGGCGACUAUAACUACCCGGUCAUUGAUGUCAGCUCUGAGCAAGCUCGAACGCAGAUCUGGGACGAGGAAGAGCGCGUACUCAGAGACGAACGUGGGGCUUGGUUCUCUCCAAUCCGGGGUCCUGCUGGUGUCCAGGCCUCUAUCGAUGCUCGUCAGCAUCCUCGUUGGAACGGCUACGGUGCAGUUGGCCAGACUGGAAGCCGUCCAAAUGCCUCGUCUCCGCUCGCAACUUCAUCCAGAGAACGACUGGUCGACCACAGCGAAGGCCUGAGCCAGAAUCAGGAAGGAGCAGAUGAUGUCAAUGUCCGUUUGCGAUGGACCAAAACGCAUGCACCCAGCACUUCUCGCACAAACUCCGGCGCUCCGAAACCUGCUGCCAGCGCGGGCAGUCCUCCCGGCUCCCGCCAUGACUCAGUUCUACCGCCAGAUGCGGUGGAUCUUGUUGUCGAAGACCCCCAGAGUCCCGGGAACUCUGGGCUGAGAAACAUCUACCGGCAAGGCCUUGUCCGGGAAGACUCGCAUGGCCGCAGAGUCGAAGGAGAAGUCGAAGUGACGGACAUGCGUUCCCGGCCAAGCACACCGACGAGGAUAGAUAUCGGCGAGAAAGUUUCGGAAGCUGUGCGGGAGGGCGACGAUGCCGAGGUUGUGGUUGCGCGAGUUCAGACACCUCCGGCUCAUGCCCAGCUUACUCCUAGUGGUUCGGAGGAUAAUCCGUGGGCGUAG